Molecule: messenger RNA, 831 nt
Organism: Durotheca rogersii
Lineage: Eukaryota; Fungi; Ascomycota; Sordariomycetes; Xylariales; Xylariaceae
Product: Smr domain protein
Exons: 5
Coding region: 1-831 (276 amino acids)
Source: RefSeq, a predicted model, not a curated record
AUGGCCAUUCCCCUGACUCGACUGGGAGGUGAAGUCUUCAACCACCGCCCCAGCCUCGAGGCCGAAGCCGAAUAUGACCGGCUCCGGGGCUUAGCGCGGGAGGAGGCCGCGAAGCGGAACAGCUGUUUCGAUCGGGCGCACCAGGCGUACGAGCGCGGCGACGGCGCCGAGGCCAAGGAGCUGAGCAACCAGGGCAAACGGCACGCGGCCGCGAUGGACGAGUACAACCGCCAGGCGAGCGAGUACAUCUUCCGCGAGAACAACGCGCCGGGCCGCGUCGACGAGGACACCAUCGACCUGCACGGCCAGUUCGUCGAGGAGGCCGAGGAGAUCCUCGAGCGCCGCAUCCGCUACGCCCAGGAGCACGGCCAGACGCACCUCCACGUCAGUCUCGGCUCCCCCACCCCUUCUCCCCCGCCUCCCCCCCUGCUCGCGGCGCCGAUGAAGAACCGCUCGCUUACUCUCGCCCGCCGGCGCCCCCCCUCGCACAGCAUCGUCGGCAAGGGCAACCACAGCGCCAACCGCGUGCAGAAGCUCAAGCCGCGCGUCGAGCAGGUGUGCCGCGAGCUGGGCCUGAAGUUCGCGACCGAGGACAACGCCGGCCGGCUCUACGUCAACCUCCAGGGCGGCGAGGCCGUGCCGCCCCCGCACGGCGGCCACGACCGCCCGAGCGAGGGCCACCAUCACCCCCACCAGCAACCGCAGCCGCACCGCCCAUCCCACCACCACCACCAGCCGCCGCCGCCGGAGGAGGACCACCGGCCCGACGAGCUCGAGCGUCUGGUGUCGCGGUUCGUGCGCAAGCUCGGCGAUUGCUGCGUGGUCAUGUGA